UUCCCGACUGUCAUCGACAUGCUGGUAGUCGCGUAGAGAAGUCUGAUCGCUACAACCACCAUCAUUAUUGGACUUUUAAGCAAAAAAAGGAAGUUCAGUCUGAAGUAAUCAACCCUUUUCUUUUCUUUUUUUUCUUACGUUAAAUUCUCUCAUUAUUGAACGAGGUUCUUCUAUGCAUGCCAUCUUAAUCAUCAACCGUGCAGGAUCUUUAAUUUUUCAUCGUGAAUAUGGACCAUCUCCUACAUCACUAACACCAAAUGAAUAUUUGAUAUUGGCUGGAACCAUUCAUGGUGUUCAUGCCAUUUCUACGCAAAUUAGCCCUUUGCCUGGAUCCUCUGGAAUUCAAUUCUUAGAAGCUACAACGUUCAAUAUUCACAUCCUACAAACGCAUACUGGAGUUAAAUUCGUGUUAUUUACAGACAAAAAACAAACCAACGUACGUCCCCAUUUACAGAAAUACUACGAACUUUACGCAGAUUACGUUCUAAAAAACCCUUUUUACACUUUGGAGAUGCCUAUUAAAUGCCAAUUAUUUGAAGAACAGCUGAAAAGAUACAUAGAUUCUCAUUGACGAAUUCAUUUUAAUCAAACAAACCGAAUCCCAUCUAGAAAGUAUUAGUAACUGAAAAACUAUAAAUGAAGCUAAUUUAUGAAUAGAAUGAAACUCUUGGUUUUUCUAUCAUAAGCUUCAACAAACUUACAUCCUCGUCUGAUUCCUCCUCGGCCUUAGCCUCUUCCUUCUUCUCCUCAGCAGGAGCUUCACCAGCAGCAGGGGCAGCGGCGGCAACAGGAGCGGCAGCAGCACCGGAACCAAUGUUUAAGAGAAGUUCCUUCAAGUCCUUGCCCUCAAGAGCCUUGGCAAAGAUAGUAGCCCAGAUGGGUUCAACUUCGACAUUGGCAGCCUUGGUCAAAGCCAAAAGCUUGUCAGACUAUUAUAAUUAUUGUUAGGUGAUCGAUUCUAAUAAUAUAAAAUUACGUGAGGUCCGAAAUAAAACAUUGAUUCUUUAUUAAUAGGUUUAUUAAACAAUAUUUUCUG
Messenger RNA from Schizosaccharomyces octosporus yFS286, 1036 nucleotides. Its product is annotated as TRAPP complex subunit Trs23. Bases 173 to 571 code for a protein of 132 amino acids. Lineage: Eukaryota; Fungi; Ascomycota; Schizosaccharomycetes; Schizosaccharomycetales; Schizosaccharomycetaceae. Gene Ontology annotation, cellular component: TRAPP complex. Gene Ontology annotation, biological process: endoplasmic reticulum to Golgi vesicle-mediated transport. The record is from RefSeq and is a predicted model, not a curated record. The transcript has 2 exons.